AAACAUAAAACACCACCAAAAUGAAAGAAGCACUUUCUGUUUUGUGUCUUGUUCUUUUGGUUUCGGUUUUAGAGGCAUCAGUAACGAAACCAAUUUCUGAAAACUUCAUUGAAUGCCUUCGCUAUCGGACUAGUCCUGAGAAUCCAAUCACCGAUGCCAUCUUCGUCGCCGAUAACACGACCACCUUCCUGUCUUCUUACUUGUCCUACACGAAAAACAAGAGGUUCACGAGCCCUAACUACAAAAAACUACUAGCCAUCGUAACGGCGAAACAUGUAUCUCAUGUUCAAGCCACGGUGGUCUGCGCAAAGUCCAAUGGUAUCCAGAUACGUAUCCGAAGCGGUGGUCAUGACUAUGAGGGUCUUUCUUACAUGUCAUCUGUACCAUUUGUCAUCCUCGAUAUGUUCAAUCUCAGAUCUAUUACUGUUGACGUGUCAAACAAGAAAGCAUGGAUUCAAGCUGGUGCAACUUUGGGAGAGCUCUACACAAAGAUCAGUGACGCUAGCAAAAUGUUAGCGUUCCCAGCUGGCGUUUGCGCUACAGUAGGAGCUGGUGGGCACAUUAGUGGUGGAGGGUACGGAAAUCUAAUGAGAAAAUACGGAAUCACAGUGGAUCAUGUCAUUGAUGCUCAGUUGAUUGAUGUCAACGGCAAGCUUUUAAAUCGAGCUACCAUGGGAGAAGAUCUCUUUUGGGCCAUUCGUGGUGGUGGAGGUGGGAGUUUCGGAGUUAUCCUAUCUUGGAAAAUUAAUCUUGUAGAGGUUCCAAAGACCCUGACAGUGUUUAAGGUUAACAAAACAUUGGAACAAGGAGGCACUGAUGUUCUCUAUAAGUGGCAGCUUGUCGCGGCCAAACUCCCUGAAGAUCUUUUCAUUAGAGCAAUGCCUCAGGUCGCAAAUGGAACAAGACGCGGCCAGAAAACCAUCGCGGUUGUAUUCUAUGCCCAGUUCUUGGGUCCAACAGACAAGCUUAUGGCUAUAAUGAACAAGAGCUUCCCUGAAUUAGGGCUUAAACGUGAAGAUUGUCAAGAAAUGAGCUGGCUUAACACGACGUUGUUUUGGGCCGAUUACCCUGCCGGUACUCCAACGAGCAUUCUUCUAGAUAGACCCUCAAAUCCAGGGGAUUUCUUUAAGAGCAAAUCGGAUUACGUCAAAAAACCAAUCCCUAAGGAAGGAUUAGAGAAGCUUUGGAAGACAAUGUUGGAAUUCGACAAUUUUGUGUGGAUGCAAUUCAACCCUUACGGUGGAGUGAUGGACAGGAUUCCCUCAACGGCCACAGCAUUUCCUCACCGGAAAGGAAACUUGUUCAAGAUUCAAUACUUUAUGACAUGGUUAGAUGCAAACGCCACGAAGAGUAGCCUGAGUCAAAUGAAGGAGUUUCAUGAGGUUGCAGAACCGUAUGUGUCAAGUAACCCGAGAGCGGCCUUCUUUAAUUACAGGGAUAUCGAUGUUGGAAGCAAUCCUAGUGGCAAUACAAACGUGGAUGAAGCUAGGAUAUAUGGAUCCAAGUAUUUCUUGGGUAAUUUGAAGAGAUUGAUGGAUGUUAAAGCUAAGUAUGAUCCUGAGAAUUUCUUCAAGAACGAGCAGAGCAUUCCUCCUGUUCGUGCAUUGCAUUGAUAUUACUCUUUGACCAAUUGAAUAAAUUACGUAGGCAUACGUUAUUGGCUUAUAGCCUAUGUAUGUAGUUUUCAUUAUUAGUUGUCCCAUUUAUAUUAUGGUCAUUGUGUUAUAUUUAUUCAUUACUCAAUAAAGAA
Messenger RNA from Capsella rubella, 1750 nucleotides. Its product is annotated as berberine bridge enzyme-like 4. NCBI's taxonomy places the organism in Eukaryota, Viridiplantae, Streptophyta, Magnoliopsida, Brassicales, Brassicaceae. The transcript has a single exon. Gene Ontology annotation, molecular function: FAD binding; oxidoreductase activity. Bases 21 to 1613 code for a protein of 530 amino acids. The record is from RefSeq and is a predicted model, not a curated record.